Anopheles gambiae (African malaria mosquito) is the source of this 5210-nucleotide messenger RNA. Its product is annotated as rho guanine nucleotide exchange factor 10. NCBI's taxonomy places the organism in Eukaryota, Metazoa, Arthropoda, Insecta, Diptera, Culicidae. Gene Ontology annotation, biological process: positive regulation of stress fiber assembly; actin cytoskeleton organization. The coding region runs from base 998 to 3835 and encodes 945 amino acids. The transcript is spliced from 4 exons. The record is from RefSeq and is a predicted model, not a curated record. Gene Ontology annotation, molecular function: guanyl-nucleotide exchange factor activity.
GCAAAUCCCAAAUGCUUUGCCCCAGUAAGACAUUAGGGUAGAUCGACAUCUACAAAAAAAAAUGAAACCAGAUUCUGUGAGCUGUACUGUGAGCUAACCCACAUACGCAUUGGCACCCAGCGUGCCAAUUGUGCCGUGACUGUCGAGGAAGAGGCAGCAUACAUGUGUUAGUGAGGUUAACAGUUUUGCGUACCAGCGGUAAGUGGCCAGCGCAAGUGAUGCGUCCCCGUUUUACGUCACGCACCCUUCUGCCGGGCCUUACCACCAAGUGUACCUAACAGGGGACCAUCAGAUCAACCAGAAGGAGCAUUAGGAGGUUGGCAGUGUGUUUGUGUGUGCAUCACUUUACAGCAACAGUGUCACUUGGUAGGGUCGGGGCUAGAGUUCAAGAGGUGUGUCAUAAAACGUACAGCAGCGUGCACGGUAUGGACACUGUAAAAUGUGUACGUUUGCUGAAAUCGCAACCAGACAGCCGGACACCCAAUUCAGUCGUUUCGCGUACAUCCAGCUGGUCAGAUCGGGUCGUGUAGCAAUGAGUUUGGUGCAAAAUUUGAAGUGUACUUACGAUGGAGAAAGUUUUUUGGAUGCAAUGCUAAAAGGUGUUCUAUGUGCAUCAAACCUGUGCAUAAACAAGGCUGAUUUUGCAACAAUCAACAGUGUCGAGAAUAGGAAUGGGCGUCGUCAUCCAUCAAUUCUUCCCGUCAGCGCCAACUGCUGUGUCCCGAGGACGUAAGAGAGAUACGUGCCGGAACAUCAUUUGAAUGUCUUGUUUAGUCCCAAGCUGACAUGCAAGCUAGACCCAACAAUGUACUUCCUAACGCGAGUGUCAUAUAAUAUCAACGGAGAUACUAGGAUCCCUAUCGCGAGCUCCAAGGUGCAUUCGUUUUUAAGCGCCCUUGUAAUGAAGGACACCACUGUAUCGCCGCCUGCAUCGGUCAGCAAUACACACUUCCACCAGCACCACCAUCCAUAGCCACCCUCCAGCGUACGGCUCUGGAUGGAGCAGAGGAUGAAACGCUUUACCAGUCGUUGCCUGGGUUGCUUCACCUGGCAGGAGCGGCCGGAUCCCGGCUCGGCCCCGAACGAGCCCGUUUAUAUUCCGCUGCUCGCCCCGCUACCGCUACACACCCUGCAGCGCGUCCAGCUGCCGGCCGGACUCCCGGACGACGGCCGGUCCGCCAGCGAUCGGAAACGCUGGUGGACGUUCAGCCAGUUUGUUACGCACGAGCAAAACUAUCUGGACGCGCUGCACAAACUGCAAUACGAACUGUACAACCCGCUGCUGGUGGACGAUGCCAUCGUCGAUCGGAACGUUUCGUACGCCAUCUUCGCCGUCCAUCGGCAGAUCUGCCGGCUGCACCAGUUUCUGCAGCCGCUGCUGGAGCGAUGCGUGCACGGGUGGGACGAGCGGAAUCGCUCGAUUGGCUGGCUGGUGUGGGCAAUCGUUGGCCAGCCGGCCCUGCUGCCCCUUUAUCGAUCCUUCGCCAGCGGCUACCCGGACGCGGUCGGACGCUUCGCGCAAGAAAUGACGCGCAACUUUCUUUUCUCCUGGUUUGUCACCGGCCGGCUGCGCGGGCUGGGCGAGCGGCUCAGCUUCAGCGACUACUUCAUCGCGCCGGUGCAGCGUCUGCCCCAGCUCGUGCUGGAACUGCGCGAGCUGAGCGAGGCCACGCCCGCGUCCGACCCGGACCGGGCGGUUCUGGAGCGGUGCGUCCAGCGGGCGGUCUACCUUGCCGAGCAGCUGAACGUGGCGCGCGAACGGGCCGACCUGAUCCAGCGGGUGGUCGGUGGCGAUAGGCGCAGGUGCCAGUUCCUGCACAGCGAGCUGCUGGUGGAGACUGGCUUCGAUGGCCGGCCUUCCGGCCCCCGGUGGCGGCUGGUCGUGCUGCUCAGCGACCGGUUGGUGGGUGUCGAUCCGGCACAAGGCGAUUUGAAGUGGGCAAUACCGCUGCAGGAGCUGCAGGUGGCCAGUCGACCGACGGACGGGUCCGUUUGCUCGCACGACACAUUCGGGUAUGUACGCGACUUUCAAACCGUAACGCAGAUGCGGGAGCUGGUGUGCACCUUCCACCAUCAGCAGCCGACGCUCGGCGAGGGAGUUUUCGCCGAGAUCCUAGAUACAAUCUGGUCCAUCGUGCUGCCGGCCAAGCAAACGAAAAGGGAAGCAACCUCACUGCAGGUGCGAGGAGCGUCCGGCGAGUGGCACUACCUGAAGACGGGCGAUGCUGCCAGGAAACAGGAAUGGCUCGACUGGUUACGGCUGGCCAGGCUGGCUCUUCAUCCCACCAACGCCACUGCUUGGUGGGCCGGCGCCGCACACCUCCCGCAGGAGGCACCGCUCGAGCGACCCCUUCUUGUGCGCACGUUCCGGGCCGGCGACGGUUGCGGUGUCUGGAGCGUGAGUGGCACAAGACAAGCACACUGCACAACCACAAACACCCACCUCCCCACCUUUCCCUGGUAUCCGCAGGUAUCGGGCGGCUGCUGUUACGUGCCGCGCACCAACUCGCCCGCCUACACGAACGAGCUGUACCGCGCGUGGUCCACCGGGAAGCACAUCCUGUGGAUCGGCAGCAGCCGAGCGGCUGACGGGGACGGAGAUGGCAGCGGCAGCAGCCGCAUCUCGCUGUACACGCACGACCGCACGACGCACGCGGUGGACGAGCGGGCGUGCUUCACGCUGGCGCACGCGCAGGUGACCUGCCUCGAGCACGUGCCUGCCGGCUCGGUGGGCGACGUGCCGCCCGAUACGGUGUGGAUCGGCACGCGCCGCAAGCUGCUCAUCUACUCGGCCACGCUGCCGCUGGUGGGCGCCCGGUUGGGCCAGCUGCGCGUCAAGGGCACGCCCAACCGGCUGCUGUACAGUGCGCGCCGCCUGCUGCUCGGUACCGGCACCGGGCGGCUCCUGAUCUUCUCCAUCCGGCCGGACGGCGUGUGGGACCUGCGCACACCGCAACAGCUAUGUCUGCACGGUGGCUCGGUCGAGGCGAUGGUUCCACAUCGAUCGCUCGUCUAUCUGGCGGCCGGUACGCGGCUGCACGUGUUCGACAGCGUCGCUGGGCUGGUGGUGCAAACGAACCGCUCGCCCGCAACGACUCCGGCCGAUCGGCAAGCGAUCGUGCUGCUCCGGUGCACCAUCCACGGCCUGUGGAUUGUGCGGCAUCGGUCGAGCGCGAUCUCGCUGUACCAUGCGCGCUGCUUCAAGCAUCUACUGGACGUGGACGUUCGGGAGCUUGCCGGGCCGGUUCUUGCCAACGUCCAGCUGUCGGUCACAUCGCUCGCGAUUGCGGACGAUCGGCUGCUGUGGGUGGGCACGAAUGCCGGUGUCGUGCUGUCGAUGCAGCUGCCCGCCCAUGCCAGCGUGCCCAUCAGACCCGACCUGCACGGAGUCGCCUGCCAUGGACAUCUGCGCGAUGUGAGCCUGAUCCUGCCGAUGCCCUCGCUACGGAUGCGGUCAGCCGAAGGGGUUGACACAGUCCUGGAUCCCGCACUGAUAGACCUUCUGUAUGGGGGCACCAGAAACGGCGCUCGCGACUUCGUUGUGCGCAUGGUGGGCGUUCAGGUCGACCAGAUUGGCUACGUCGACACAGACAGCGAAGGGAGUCGUUGCGAUCAAACCCCAGCCUCGGAGGAAGAGGAGGAGUCGUGCGAACGGAAAGAGCACGAAGCGACCUGGGCUCCCAACUCCACGCUGAUCGUUACUGGCGGGCAAGGUUACGGACGAUGGUACCCCAAAACGACGGAUACGUCAGGCCUCGGCGAGUCUACUGACUGGACGAAAGAACCAAUCGAUGAGCAGGAAAACCUAAUUCUGUGGGAGAUGCGGCUGACUUAACGGGCGCGUUCAAUGUUGAGUGCAUGCUCGCUGUUGCUUGUUGUCACUGUAGGCUUUAAUCCUUUUCACUGACUGACUCUUUGAACUCAUCCAACUCCAUAGAUGUGAUUAGACACAACUGCUACUAACAAAACCUCUCUUCCAUUUACUUAUCCCCAACUGCUGAAUGUCUAGUGAUGGGAACAGAUGAAGAUUUCUGGAAUCAGCGUCUGGAAUCGGAGUCGAUUUCGGCAUCUCCAUGAGUGUAGGCGUUUGGGUCCUAUGCUUUGCUCGUAAACGAUCCAUACUGAUGGAGAUUCCGAGACUGAUAUUACUUCUGAAACAUCUGAAUUCAAUUCCAUAACUGAUUCUGAUUCCUGAGGCUAUUCUGAAUUUGAUUCCUGAGUCAAUUCUGAUGCCAGAAUCGGAGUCGGCUCCGGAAUCAGCUUCAAAAUCAGCCCCGGAAUAGGCUCCGAAAUUGGAAUCGACUCCAGAAUUGGAAUCGGCUCGGGAAUUGAUUCCGUACGCGGAGUUCCGAUUGUGAUCUCCCACCAUUAGCCUGAAUGAGUAGUUGCAAGAUCUCCAAUGAAUGGCUAGGUAGUAGUAAAUACAUGUUUAACAUAGAGCAUAUAUAAUUCAGAAUGCUUAAUAUGAUGCACUACUUGUAGGACAAAACUUAACGAUAUAAACUUCAGUUACUUGGGAUAUCCCACUAAGUGUCUACCAGUAGAAGUCAUUCAACGUCUCCAUUGUACCAUUGUACCUAACAACCAGAUGUAACACACUACUAAUGUCAACGCAAAGCCAUUUCCAUACUCGGCUGUUAAAGAUUGAUGUGAUUAAUAAAACCCUCCAUGUAGUGUUAGCGGAUCUAACACCUGUUUGUAGCGUUGAUAACACUACCACCAUCUAACCAUCAGAUAAGCGACGAACCCCGAGUGGAUUUAAAUAAUGUUUUUGGCAAGUUUUCUUCUUUGCAGAACCCGAGGACGCACAUGAAGAAUUUGGCGAUUGAAAUCAUCCCCCCCCCCUCUCAGUUGGAAGUCUUUCAUCUCCAACAGUUCCUUUGUGUGUCUGUGUGUGUGUGUGAUUGCGUCUGUGUGGCUGUGUGUGUGCUCUUGUUUUUUUGAAGAUGCUUUCCCCUGGGGGGCGUGUAAACUGCGAAAGCAAACUGUUUUUUUUUUACCAGAGUUCACCGUAAUCACUUGUUCCCUUUUCCAUCUCGACAGGGCGUAUUCAUCUUCAACAUCGUGCAGUGGACACCGAUCAAGUACCUCGGCUACUCGUACCCGCUGUGGGCGCACGCGUUCGGCUGGUUCACCGCCCUGUCGUCCAUGCUGUGCAUCCCGGGCUACAUGAUCUGGCUGUGGAGAAACACCCCCGGCGAUCGCGCUAA